AACGAGCGUGGGCGCAGAAGAAAGAGAAAGACAAAGAGUUGGCCCAUGCGAGCAGCGUGUGGACUGAGUGCAGCUGUUUCGUUCAGAGCAGAGCCCAACAUGUGAGAAGAUGUCUGUUGGAGGUUGUGCUUGUCCCGGCUGUUCGUCAAAGUCAUUCAAGCUGUACUCUCCUAAGGAGCCCCCCAACGGCGGCAGCUUUCCCCCCUUCCACCCAGGCGCUAUGCUGGACAGAGAUGUGGGGCCUACACCCAUGUACCCCCCAUCAUACAUGGAACCUGGAAUGGGGAGACCCACACCGUACGGGAACCAGACGGACUACAGGAUAUAUGAGCUGAACAAAAGGCUACAGAACUGGACCGAGGACUGUGACAAUCUCUGGUGGGAUGCCUUCACCACAGAGUUUUUUGAGGAUGACGCCAUGCUCACCAUCACUUUCUGCCUGGAAGACGGACCUAAACGAUACACCAUCGGCAGGACGUUGAUUCCACGCUACUUUCGAAGUAUUUUUGAAGGGGGCGCCACUGAGCUGUUCUAUGUUUUGAAGCAUCCAAAGGAGUCCUUCCACAGUAACUUUGUGUCUCUCGACUGCGACCAGUGCACCAUGGUGACCCAGAACGGCAAACCUAUGUUCACACAGGUUUGUGUGGAGGGCCGUCUGUACCUAGAGUUCAUGUUUGAUGAUAUGAUGAGGAUCAAGACGUGGCACUUCAGCAUCAGACAACACAGAGAGGUCCUACCAAGGAGCAUUUUGGCUAUGCAUGAUCCCCAGAUGCUCGAUCAGCUGGCUAAAAAUAUCACCAGAUGUGGGCUGUCCAACUCCACACUCAACUACCUCCGUCUAUGUGUGAUAUUGGAGCCCAUGCAAGAGUUGAUGUCCAGGCAUAAGACCUAUAGCUUGAGCCCCAGAGACUGCCUGAAGACCUGCCUCUUCCAAAAGUGGCAAAGAAUGGUAGCCCCUCCAGCUGAACCAGCCAGACAAGCUCCAAACAAGCGACGGAAAAGGAAGGUGUCUGGUGGAAGCACAGUGAGCUCCGGCGGAGCCAACAACAACAACAGCAACAGCAAAAAGAAGAGUCCAGCCAACAGCUUUUCACUCUCCAGCCAGGUACCUGACCUGGUUGGAACAAAAACCUGUACAGUGCCGGAGCUUGAGGACCGGAGUUGAGAACCACUACGCUAAAUCUUAAACACACACACACACACACACACACAACACACACAGACACGCAGACACACAUGCAUACACACACACACACACACACACACACACACACACACACACACCUACACCUACAGCAUAAAACAUUGAGGUACUGGAGAGAGAUGGUACGCAGCAUGUCUGGACCAGAGCACCAGACGCUACAGAAGUGUGUUUUCAUUUUCUAUGUUUUAGACUUGUUUUGAAUUUUUUUUUUUUUUUUUUUUUAAUUUUUGUAAACAAUUUCUUAAAAAUAAACAGACAAGCAAGCAAACAAAAACACCCCAGAAUAUUCUUUGCACUGUUUUCCACUGUUAACUCCAAUCUAUUUUUCUUAUGAAUUGACGGUGUAUUUUUUUUCUUUUCUAUUAUUGCUAAUGUAAGAACUGUAAAACAUCUGAAACCUGCAGUAUAUUAAUGUAUAAGUAUUGCUGUUAGAUCAUUCUUAUUGUGAUGGUAAUAACUUUCAUGUAAGUCUAUGCUCGAUAUGUCAUCCAUCUGUGUCAGACAUCACACUUUCAUCAGGUCCAGUGGCUUCAGUGCUAGAAAACAGGCCGGGGAGAGAGAGGCUAGUGUUUUAAUACUGUACUACAUCUUGUUAGAUGCGAGUCCAAUGCAGCACACUGGAGUUUCCCCACUAAAUUUCCAUCAAGCGCCUGGUUUGGAACUGUUGUCUCGUCAUUGCAGAACUGUUUGCUUUGUCUCAAAAUCUCUAACUGGGGAUCCUCUCUUCAGAGAACAUAAUGACAGAAAACUUCUCAAAUUUGCUACUCAAAUAUUUUAAAAACAAGUUUUGACAGGAUUGUAAAAUAAGAAAAAAAGACUUUUGUAUUAACUUAAGUUUCCCAGAAAUGUUUUUAAUCACAAGUAAGAAAGCUGCAGACCAAGGAGCUACAUGUAAAGAUUCUUUAGAUAUUGAUUACACUGCGCUGUUUUAUGUUUUAUGAAGAAUCAUUUUGUUGGCUUUACUCCUCAUGUUUGUGUCUGUGCUUGUAUAUUUUUAGCUAGUAAUUUCUGUAAAAGUUAUUCUAUGUAUUCCUCCCUAGAACUAUGAGAAACUCAAUCUAAUGUAAAGAGAUGAAAAACCUCUUAAAAGUUUUUUUAAACGUGAUUUUUAAUGGUACAAUCACUGAUAAAAGAAUUUUGCCCUCAUUUUAGCAAACUGUAUUUAUUUUUCUAUGUACUGACAUUCUGUUUAGGUCCAUCCCACCUGUACAAUACUCAUGUUAAUAUAUGGAGGAGUUUGUGGGGCUGCUGAGUCAGUUAAUGCUAAUAGAGGUCAUUCAGUUACUUUUCUUCUUUGACAUGCGGCUCCCAGGUCAUCCUGACCUGUUUAUUACAAUGAUUCAGUAUGUUCACAGUAAAGAGAUAUUUAAUAGCCAUUUUCUGCUGUUUUAGGUUUCUGGUCUAUCUGAAAACUUGUCAGAUGCACUGAAAACCAAUAAAUAACCACAUUUAGAGAAAACGUUAA
Messenger RNA from Xiphias gladius (swordfish), 2669 nucleotides. RefSeq names its product LIM domain binding 1a (gene ldb1a). The record is from RefSeq and is a predicted model, not a curated record. Gene Ontology annotation, cellular component: transcription regulator complex; nucleus. The transcript has 12 exons. Lineage: Eukaryota; Metazoa; Chordata; Actinopteri; Istiophoriformes; Xiphiidae. The coding region runs from base 110 to 1165 and encodes 351 amino acids. Gene Ontology annotation, molecular function: LIM domain binding. Gene Ontology annotation, biological process: nervous system development; positive regulation of transcription by RNA polymerase II; negative regulation of transcription by RNA polymerase II.